Messenger RNA from Hypanus sabinus (Atlantic stingray), 4636 nucleotides. RefSeq lists its product as uncharacterized. NCBI's taxonomy places the organism in Eukaryota, Metazoa, Chordata, Chondrichthyes, Myliobatiformes, Dasyatidae. The coding region runs from base 436 to 3774 and encodes 1112 amino acids. The transcript is spliced from 2 exons. The record is from RefSeq and is a predicted model, not a curated record.
GUUGUGCUGUCUUUACGACAGUUAUUUAGUUUAUAAUAUUUUCGCUUAGUAAUUCAUUCAAUAGUAUUUUCUAGUUAGAAUUAGAAGUGUUUAAAGUGUAUUCAUUGCAUGUAAAAUAUAUCGGCAUGCGAUGACGUCACAUCCGGUUUCGCCGCGUCUUGUGGGAAAACACCGGUUUGAAAUUAGCGCGAGGGUGGGGGCUUUCCACGAGGCUCACCUGAGCACAAGCAGUUUUGCAGGCAUGAGAAAUCACAGUGAGAGCAACGCUUUUUCACCAUAUGUUAAUGUGAAGAGUGAACAGUAAAUGGUUAAUCUUACUGCGAUCUGGUUCUUAUUAACUGUGGUUUAUCCGGACGUUAAAUUCGGCGUUUCGUUACACCCGAAGGAGAACGUUAUAGUGAAAAAGCGGCAUUAUCAGGUGUUUCAAGUGCUGCAAUGUCAGCUCAAUCCAGCAUCAAGUCGACGCCGCCCAGCGACAAGGGCAGUAAACCGACAUCAAGUAAGCCCACCCGGGCGUUAUCAGGUGUUCCAAGUGCUGCAAUGUCAGCUCGAUCCGGGAUCAAGUCGAUGGCGCCCAGCGACAAGGGCAGUAGAACGACAUCAAGUAAGUCCGCACAGGCAAGAGCCAAGGCAGAAGCCGCCAAGGUGCGACUGCAUUACGCCAGACAAGAAGCAGUUUUGAAAAUGAAACUGGCCACCAGAGAAGCCGAAAUCCAGAAAGAAGAGGCUGCCAGAGAAGCCGAAAUCCAGAAAGAAAGGGCCGCCAGACAAAGAGAAGAGGCUGCCAGAGAAGCCGAAAUCCAAAGAGAAGAGGCUGCCAGAGAAGCCGAAAUCCAGAAAGAAAGGGCCGCCAGAGAAGCCGAAACCCAGUUGGAAAUGACAAAAAUAUCGACAGAGUUGCAUGUGCUGCAGCUAGAAGGAGAAGGAGAAGCUGCCAGGGUGGAAGCAGAGUACAUAGAAGAAGCUGAAGGGUCGCGUGAUCUGACCGAAACAAGCUCUGCUUUGGAAAGGACCAGACUGGAACGCACGAGCGACUAUGUACAAUAUCAAGCAGACAGGCAGGCUCGUCUCCCCUCUCCAUACCUAUUCGAUAACUUCCCCAGCUACGAGGAAGAGAAUUUACCCUCGCGGCCCCGCGAUGAAGUCAAGAAUGAAAGAGCUGACAACCGAUAUACUUUGACACCAAAGUUACAAAGUUCGAUGCGAAGAGACGCGGAGGUUGAAUCCAGGAUGGCAAAUUCCAUGAGAAACGUGCGUUCUCAGUCAUAUGGGCGCCAACGUACUUCUCCAGCCCGCAUGCCGCUUGCAGCCGAUCCCACGCUGCAGUAUUUAGCACGACGGGAUCUCGUCACUUCGGGACUGUACCAGUUUGACGAUAAACCCGAAAAUUACCGUGCUUGGCUCUCCACAUUCACCAACGUGAUUGACGGGGUCCAGCUCAGUGCAACCCAAAGGUUGGACCUUAUGGCGAAAUGGCUGGGGAAAGAAUCACGCGACCAGGUGAGACGCAUGCGUUCAGUGUACAUCAACAAACCUGAGCUAGCCUUAAGCGAAGCGUGGGAGAGACUUUGGGAGAGAUAUGGGUCCCCCGACAUUAUUGAAGGGGCGCUAUAUCGACGUCUGGAAAACUUUCCUAAGGUGUCAGCCAAAGAUCACUUUAAGUUAAGAGAAUUCGGAGAUUUACUCAUGGAGAUCCAAGGCGCCAAAGAAGAUGGCUAUUCAGCUGGUCUAGUAUUCCUAGAUACUCCAUCCGGGAUUAGACCAAUUGUGGACAAACUUCCAUUUGGGCUGCAGGACAAGUGGCUGACUGUUGCCUCAGAGUACAAGGAAGACCACGAUGGUCGAUUUCCUCCCUUUGAGCUCCUCACUAGGUUUGUGUGCAAGGAGGCGAAGAGGCGAAACGACCCUAGCCUUGUAGGUCCAGGAAGCAGUUCGAUUUACACCAAGCCAGGCAGAUCCGUUUCGAAUGUUUUCAACAUUGAUAAACCCGUGUCAGUGCUCAAGACCGAAGCCCUUACGACUAACAACGACCCUGGCAAGUAUUGUCCAUUGCAUAACAAACCUCACCCCCUGAAAGCAUGCAGAAUGUUUAGGGAAAAACCCCUUAAAGAGAGGACGGCUCUUCUCAAGGAGAAAAGAAUAUGUUUUAGAUGCUGUUCCUCAACCUCUCACCUCGCCAGAGAGUGUACGAUCGCCGUGAAGUGUCCGGAAUGUGGCAGCCCAGAUCACGUCGAGGCCAUGCAUCCCGACCUGUCACCACAAACCGAGAGCGCUCCUUCACCCCCACAACAGGACGGCGGGGAGGGAGAGGCUCACUCUAGGUCAAUAGCUGUCAGCACGAACUGUACAGAAGUUUGCGGUCAAGCUCAGUCAAGUCGUUCUUGUUCCAAGAUCUGCCUCACUAAGGUGUACCCUAAAGGAGCCAAAGACAAGGCCAUCAAAGCCUAUGUGAUUCUGGAUGAUCAGAGCAAUCGUUCACUAGUCAGUCCAGAGUUCUUUAAAUUGUUCAACAUUGAGAGUGAGCGGUUCCCAUACUACCUCAAAACUUGCUCAGGCAACAUGGAAACCCAAGGAAGGAAGGCAGAAGGCAUCCAGAUCGAGUCCCUGGAUGGUAAAGUCGUCAUCUGUCUCCCUCCGCUCUUAGAGUGCAAUGAAAUCAUGAAUAACCGCGCUGGGAUCCCGACACCAAGUGCGGUGCUACACCAGCCGCAUCUCCACCACAUCGCCAAACACAUCCCAGAACUGGAUCCGAAAGCGGAAAUACUCCUGCUAUUAGGAAGAGAUGUUAUCCAGGUACACAAGGUUAGGCAGCAGAUCAAUGGACCACUCAACGCCCCCUUCGCGCAACGUCUGGAUCUGGGCUGGGUGGUGAUAGGAGAGGUGUGUCUCGGUGACGUACACAAACCGAUGGUUAACACACUCAAGACCAAUGUGCUAGAGAGUGGCCGCCAUUCAAUCUUUCAACCCUGCCCGAGUGUCCCGUGCAUCAAGGAAGCACAACAAGGCGUUAACAAGCGCGAGGCAAGCGACGAGUCGCUGGGCCAGUCAGUCUUCGCUCUAACGAAGUAUGACAACAAACUUGCACAAUCAGCUCAAGAUACCAUUUCUUUAAAAACCAAAGACACCAAGGUCUUCAGAGAUGAAGCAAAUAAUGGGGUUGCCCCAUUGCCAAUCAGAGAACCACGCCAGCGCUCACCAGAUAACAAAGAGCAGGCAGUCAAACGGUUCACGUCCUUACGGAAAACCCGGAAAAGGAAACCCGAGAUACAGCAACGCACCCGAUUGGCCCACGAGGUACUGUGCACCCUAAUGGCAGAGGUCACAGCCAUUAUAAACGCACAAUCAUUCCUACCUGUGUCUUCUGACCCAGAAAACCCCUUUAUACUUUCGCCAUCAACGCUCCUUACGCAGAAGGCAGGAGCACCUCCUCCACCAGGAGACUUCUCAGACAAGGAUUUGUACACAAAGCAAUGGAGACAAGUCCAGGCUCUGGCAAAUCAGUUCUGGUCCCGCUGGAGACAAAAAUAUCUACCUUCGUUGCAACAGAGACAAAAGUGGACAGAACCCCGCAGGAAUCUUCAAGUUGGAGACCUAGUCCUGCUCAGGGACAAGCAAGUCGCUCGCAACAGCUGGCCAACGGCCAGAAUCACUGCUACAUUCCCUAGCGAGGAUGGACAUGUCAGGAAGAUCGAAUUGAAGACUACCGACCAAGGCGAUGUGAAAAUUUACCAAAGGCCAGUUACAGAAGUUAUUCUACUUCUACCCAAUGACUGAUUAAGAGACUAAGUUUUGUACUCUGCUCAUUGUGACCUUACGAAGGUCAAGCGGGGAGUGUGCUGUCUUUACGACAGUUAUUUAGUUUAUAAUAUUUUCGCUUAGUAAUUCAUUCAAUAGUAUUUUCUAGUUAGAAUUAGAAGUGUUUAAAGUGUAUUCAUUGCAUGUAAAAUAUAUCGGCAUGCGAUGACGUCACAUCCGGUUUCGCCGCGUCUUGUGGGAAAACACCGGUUUGAAAUUAGCGCGAGGGUGGGGGCUUUCCACGAGGCUCACCUGAGCACAAGCAGUUUUGCAGGCAUGAGAAAUCAGAGUGAGAGCAACGCUGUAAGUUAAUAGAUAAUCGAUAUAUUGAACUAAGAUGUUAAUGCUGAUCCUGUUAGAGAUAACGACGGUAGAUAAUGUUUAUGCUUUCGUUAGUUAAAGAGUCGCGGAUAGUUUGCAUGGAAGUGUAUUUAAAGUAGUCAAUGGAGCAGGUAAACUCUCCCUGUAUACUGCACCUUAGUGUAAUGUAGUUAUAGUCACCUUUGCAAGUAUUUACACUUGAAAUGUGAUAUUAAGGAAGGAACAAAUACUGUAUCAAUCUUGUAUUGUUUUAUCAACAGUUUUCACCAUAUGUUAAUGUGAAGAGUGAACAGUAAAUGGUUAAUCUUACUGCGAUCUGGUUCUUAUUAACUGUGGUUUAUCCGGACGUUAAAUUCGGCGUUUCGUUACACCCGAAGGAGAACGUUACAGAGGUUGUAUUGAGAGCAUCCUGAGCAGCUGCAUCACUGCCUGGUUCUAAAAUUGCACCAUCUCGGAUCACAAGACCUUGCAGUAGAUAGUGAGGUCAGCUGAGAAGAUCAUCGGGGUUUCUCUUCCUGCU